CCGGACUGCAGUUUUUGUGGGGUCUAGGCCAAUCGAGAUGAUAAAGACGGGACUAUAUACAUCCAGUCCGGAGAAGUAUCAAGGGAUUCACGGUGAGUGGUAUGAGUGGCAAAUUCGUGAAUGUCGAGCACAACUUGUGCCAUUAAAGGUCGCUCGCUCACAGGCAUGCAUUGCCACUUUUGUCACCACGCUCACGCCAGCUCUGUUCAGGCGCAAGAAGUCUGCUGCGCUUCUUAUACCACCAGAGGCUGUACCCAUCUUGGAUGAUAUUGUUGUCACCUUUAUCUACUUCGAGAGUCGGUGGCGAGAGAGAGAGAUAGCAAGAUCUCGGUCGUGGGACCCAGGUUAUACUGCUGGCGCAGCCCUCUAAUGGACCUUGUGUUGAUCAGAUAUUGUAUAUUUCUUAUGGGCAUCUAGUUGUGUAUGACUAUCAACCUGAGUGGAAUACGGCUCUACUUUACAAUGGACCGCGUAGAUCUUGCAAUGAAACCGUCGAUCUUAUCUAUUGUUGGAC
Molecule: messenger RNA, 514 nt
Organism: Suillus subaureus
Lineage: Eukaryota; Fungi; Basidiomycota; Agaricomycetes; Boletales; Suillaceae
Exons: 3
Coding region: 38-370 (110 amino acids)
Source: RefSeq, a predicted model, not a curated record